Messenger RNA from Hypoxylon trugodes, 4662 nucleotides. Its product is annotated as glycosyltransferase family 24 protein. The coding region runs from base 104 to 4564 and encodes 1486 amino acids. The record is from RefSeq and is a predicted model, not a curated record. Gene Ontology annotation, molecular function: UDP-glucose:glycoprotein glucosyltransferase activity. Gene Ontology annotation, cellular component: endoplasmic reticulum. Lineage: Eukaryota; Fungi; Ascomycota; Sordariomycetes; Xylariales; Hypoxylaceae. The transcript has 4 exons.
AAGUCGGUUAGUUUAAAGCUCUGUCGUGUGCUAAGAGCUUGCGACAGAGCUAUUCGUUUCUUUAGUUGCCCGGCGCAUUUACACCGUUUACGAUAUUGACAUCAUGAUACGGCUGUUUCAACUGCCAUGUGGCCUUGCUGCCACACUUUUGGCAGCACUAUGCUUAAACUCCGGUUAUGUCGCAGCUGGUCCAUCUGUCAAUGUUGCUAUGAAAGCAGCAUUUCCUACUCCUCCCUAUCUCGUUGAGCUCUUAGAGACAGCAGCCGGAGAGAAUGCGACAUCCUACUUCCCGCUCCUUGAUCGAAUCGCCGACGGCACAUUUACAAAUGCGAAGACGGAUCAAGAGUUAUACGAAAAGUUCCUCCAGAUUUUGAAACAAGAUGGCCAUAUGGAAAGUCCCGAGGCAUUGUCUACCUUUAAGCUUGCUCUAUCUAUGCGGUCAGCAGCUCCGAGAAUAGAGGCGCAUUAUCAAUACUAUGAUACAGCCGUUGCACCCUCCCUAAACGAUGCGAGAGAUGAUUGUGCCGAGUGGAUACUCUUAAACGAAAGGCAGUAUUGCUCGGCUUCAUUGUCGCAUGUCGAAGGCCAAGUUGUAGGAGAAUCGCAAUUGCGCUCACUCCCCUUCGAUCGCGCCUUGGGCAUUGGCCCCGAAGCGAUACUGUACGCGGACAUUACUAAGCCCGAAUUCGGGUCUUUUCACAAAUCAUUGGCGGAGAUGGCUCGGAAAGGAGAAAUAUCAUAUCGAUUACGAUAUCGAGUUGACCAAACUCAAGAACGAGAGCCGCUGCCGGUCAGUGGAUAUGGAAUAGAGCUCCAGUUGAAACGAACAGAUUAUAUCGUAAUUGAUGAUCGUGAUGCUGAGGCCGAGACAAGCUCAGCUGCUAAACCCGUUCCUACUGAGGUAGUGCUUGACGGCGACGAGGAGGUCACAGAUUUAAAGCCACUAUCAAGCUCCGAGUUAUCGUCUUUGGGACUCAGGGCGGGCUCUGUUAUUAUGCAGAGUGACAAUCCUUUUCAAACAUUGAUCAAAUUAACUCAAGAUUUCCCUAAAUUCUCCGCUUCAGUCGCGGCUCACAAUGCUUCCGAAGAAUUUAUCAAGGAACACCGCCAGAACAGAGCUUUAGGAGUUCCAUCCGGAAUGAAUGUUCUCUGGAUGAACGGUGUCCAACAAAUCGAACGACAAAUUGACCCCUUUACCCUUGUUGACAGCAUUCGAAGAGAAAGAAAAUUCAUUGAAGGUGUCACGGAAUUAGGUCUCACUGGGAAAGAAGCCAUCUCCUUGCUUGGUAACCGUGAGAUUACCUUGGCCAAGGCUGAUGAUGAGCCUCGAAGAUUUGACUGGCGUGACGAGAUCGAGGACGGCCGUGUUAUCAUUUGGUUGAACAACAUUGAGAAAGACAAACGAUACGCCGAUUACCCCUCGAAUCUCAUGUCUCUUAUGCAACGAACCUACCCUGGGCAGAUCCCUCCGAUCCGGAAAGAUAUCUUUAACUUGGUCCUUCCAGUUGACCUAAGCAAGCCUGACGAUUUGACCCUAAUCGUUCAACAACUUCAAGGUUUUAUUAAGAGACUCUUGCCUAUCCGUUUUGGAUUGGUCCCUUUGACACCAACGGAGAAGUCCGAAGAGCGAGCCAAAUUGACCUACCACUUAUUAGAGCACUAUGGACUAUCAGCACUCAUGUCAUAUCUAGAGGCUUGCAGCGCGGGGAGCCAGUCUGAGCAAACGAAUUUUGACAAGGCAAUCAAAAACCGAACACCAAAGGCCGAGGCAACUCCCCUAUCCUUCAAGGAAGUUCUCGAGUCUGAAGAUUACGCAAAACACAUUGAACAUGCAAAGCACUGGGUAGACCGACUUAACGCUGACACUGAAGUACCCCCAUUAUUCAUGAAUGGCCUGCCCAUUCCACGAGAGGAAAGAUGGCUUCAAGCCAUAACUAUGAGAAUGAGCGCCGACCUGCAAGUGGUUCAACAAGGAAUAUUUAUGGGUACCGUUGACGACGAGACAUGGAUUCCAGGACUUUUCUUGGAGGGUGCCCCAACCCGACGCAAUCUUUACAUUUUCGACCCCGCGCUCAGUGUUGUAGAUGUCAAUAAACUCUACUCGGAACAUAAUGAUCUAUUCGGCCAGAUCCCUGCCAUUGAAGCGAGUGAAGACACCAGUAAAAAGACGUGGGCGACAUUAACUGUCGUCGCUGAUUUCAAAUCUCAACAGGGUCUUGGUCUUCUAUUAUCUGCAUUAUCAUUCCGGCGCAAUAAUCCCGGCAUCCGCCUCGACUUUGUCCAUAAUCCCUCGACGCCUGAUAAGGGAUACGGAAUCAACACAUUACUCAAGAAAGAUCUUACCAAGCUUUUGGAAAUCGAGAAUAUAGAGACCCUCGAGAUUCUUUUGGCCGGACCGAUUGACGAAAGAAAUGACGAAUAUAAGCUUGCGUUGUUACGGUUCUUGACAGAAGCCGCCAUAGAGCCUGGCUCCCAACUACUUCUCCUUAAUGGUCGUGUUGUUGGCCCAUUCGCUCCUAAUUCCGUAUUCAAGGAAAGUGACUUCGAGCUAUUACUUGAAUUCGAGCAGGCGGCCCGAAUACUUCCAGUAUAUAAGGCAGUAGAUUCAUUAGGUCUAACGGAUAAAAUAUCGAGUCCUCUAGCUGCCGCAAAGCUUACGUCGGUAACGGCCAUAUCCACCGUAUCAGAACUACCCGAAGGAAUAUUCGAGUCUGCCCCGACCCUGCGAACCUCCAUGUUCGACGAGUGGAACUCGACCCAUACGAUGAUCGAGAUUGGCGAUGCAUCUAAAGCGAAUAUACACUUCGUUGCCUUGCUUAACCCUGCUAGUGAGGUAGGACAGAAAUGGGCUUCUAUUCUUAAUGUUCUUUCUCAAUUGGACGGUGUCUAUCUUCGAAUAUUCUUAAAUCCGAAAGAAAAAUUAGAAGAGCUUCCAAUCAAGAGAUUCUACCGUUACGUGUUGGAUUCCGCGCCAUCUUUCGAUGAAACAGGAAAGGUUACCUCUCGAGACGCUACCUUCAAGGGACUUCCCUCUGAAGCGCUUCUUAAUCUUGGCAUGGAUGUACCACCUGCCUGGCUAGUGGCGGCGAAGCAGUCCAUUCAUGAUCUGGAUAACUUGAAACUAAGCUCAAUCAAAGCAGAUGUGGACGCCAUAUAUGAGCUUGAACACAUCCUCAUUGAAGGUCAUUCAAGGGAGACCACCGGUGGUCCACCACGAGGUGUGCAACUGCUGCUUGGUACAGAACGCGAUUCUCACUUUGACGAUACAAUUAUCAUGGCCAAUCUUGGUUAUUUCCAAUUCAAGGCCAACCCUGGAUAUUAUAAUAUUCACCUCAAGGAAGGAAGAAGCUCAGAUUUGUUCAAUAUCGUCAGUGUAGGAGCAAAAGGAUACAACCCUGUUCCGGGUGAUGAAGGUACCGAAGUUGCCCUCAUGGGCUUCCAAGGCACGACAUUAUACCCACGUCUUGAAAGGAAGCCAGGAAUGGAGACGGAAGACGUGCUUGAAGAGAGCUCAUCGGAUACUGGCGGAGAUCUCAUCUCCCGCGGCCUUAAGUUUGCCGAAGGGAUACUCGGUGGAUCAAAAUCCAAGCCGAAGUCUGUUUCAGCUGAAGAACAUGCUGAGAUCAACAUCUUCUCUGUGGCAAGCGGUCAUCUUUAUGAGCGCAUGCUUAAUAUCAUGAUGGUCUCGGUCAUGAAGAAUACGAACCACACAGUCAAGUUCUGGUUUAUCGAGCAGUUCCUCUCCCCUUCCUUCAAGGAUUUCAUACCGCAUCUAGCCAAGGAAUACGGUUUCAAGUAUGAGAUGGUUACAUACAAAUGGCCCCAUUGGCUACGCCAGCAAAAAGAGAAGCAGCGCGAGAUUUGGGGUUACAAGAUUCUAUUCCUUGACGUCCUUUUCCCUCUAUCCCUUGAUAAGGUUAUUUUCGUAGAUGCGGAUCAAAUCGUUAGAACAGACAUGAUUGAUCUUGUCAACCUUGACCUAGAGGGUGCGCCAUAUGGUUUUACUCCUAUGUGUGACUCUCGAACCGAGAUGGAGGGAUUCCGAUUCUGGAAACAGGGAUACUGGAAAAACUACCUUCGUGGAAACCCGUACCACAUUUCAGCCUUAUACGUAGUCGAUCUCCGUCGUUUCAGGCAGAUUGCUGCUGGUGAUAGACUCAGACAACACUACCACCAACUAUCGGCUGACCCAGCCUCUCUUUCUAACCUCGAUCAGGACUUACCGAAUCACAUGCAGUUUGUACUUCCGAUCCACAGUCUUCCACAAGAGUGGUUGUGGUGCGAAACAUGGUGUAGUGAUGAAAGCCAAAAGGAAGCACGGACCAUUGACCUGUGUAACAAUCCGCAGACUAAAGAGCCGAAACUCGACCGGGCUCGAAGACAGGUUCCGGAGUGGACAGUAUACGACGAUGAGAUUGCGGCAGUUGAUCGACGCCGGAGAGGAUCGGUCGUAGAUGAUAAUACUCAGAAGAUACUCACAGGCAGCGCCGAGGAGAAGAAUACCAAGAGCCGAACUUUAGAAGAAAAUACCGAGCCAAAGACGAGGAAGAAGGAUGAGUUGUAAGCAUUAGACAUUUACAAACAAGAUAUAGAUCUAAUUCAGUCUAUUUGGCCAAGCCACUCGAGUCAAGACAAUCAUUACAAUGCUCCCAGAUGCCCCUU